GGUCGAGAUCGCAAUUUCUUGUUCGUCUGAGCAAGCUAUGGGCUGCGGCUUUUCCUGCGUCCGCCGGCCAUCGGGCCUCGGCGACGACGACGGCGACAAGGACGUCGCCGACGUGGCUUCCGAGGUGGCCACGGAGGUCGAGCGCAUGGACGACUCGAACGACGACCCGUCGCCCGGCUUCUUCCGCGAGCACUACACGCUCGGCGGCGUGCUCGGCGAAGGCAGCUACGCGAUCGUCAAGAAGGCGCGGUCGCAGGCGACCGGGAAGCUCUGCGCCGUCAAGAUCUUCAAGAAGGAGACGCUCUCGGCGCAGGACGACGCUGAUAUCCUCUCCGAAGUCCGCAUCUUGCGCAAGCUCAACCACCGCAACGUGCUUCGCCUCGUGGACUUUUACUCGGAGCCCAAGUACUACUACCUCGUGACCGAGUACGUCGAGGGCGGCGAGCUCUUUGAGCGGAUCGCGCUCAUGGAGUACUACUCGGAGAAGGAGGCGCGCGACUUGGUCAAGACGCUCCUCGAAGCGAUCGCGUACUGCCACAGCGUCGGCGUCGUCCAUCGCGACCUCAAGCCCGAGAACAUCCUCAUGACGUCCAAGGCCGACAACUCGGCCAUCAAGAUCGCCGACUUUGGCUUCGCCAAGCAGGACACGAACGGCCUCUCGACGACGUGCGGAUCGCCCGAGUACGUCGCGCCCGAGAUCAUCUCGCGCCCGGACGCCACGUACGGCAAGUCGGUCGACAUUUGGUCGAUUGGCGUCAUCACGUACGUGCUGCUGGCGGGCUACACGCCUUUCCACGACCCGAACCAGAACCUUUUGUUUGACAAUAUUGUCAACGGUCGCUUUUACUUUUACGAACCGGACUGGAGCGAGGUGUCGCAGGACGCCAAGGACUUUGUCUCGCGCGCGCUCGAGCUCGAUCCCAAGGUGCGGCCGACAGCGCUCGACCUGCUCCAGGACCCAUGGAUCGUCGGCCAACACGUCUCGGCGCGCAACCUCGUCAGCGUCAUGGAGAAGCUGCCAGAUUUCAACAAGUCCCGCCGCAAGUUCAAGGCCGCGUAGGUCCAAGCCACGAUGCUCGUCAACCACCUGCGGGCGCGCGACUCGGACGCGUCAAAAGACGUUUAGCUUCACUUUAACUUCCUCUAACUCGUACUACCUCG
This is a messenger RNA of Saprolegnia parasitica CBS 223.65, 1161 nucleotides long. Its product is annotated as CAMK/CAMK1 protein kinase. The transcript has 3 exons. NCBI's taxonomy places the organism in Eukaryota, Oomycota, Saprolegniomycetes, Saprolegniales, Saprolegniaceae. Bases 38 to 1060 code for a protein of 340 amino acids. The record is from RefSeq and is a predicted model, not a curated record. Gene Ontology annotation, biological process: protein phosphorylation. Gene Ontology annotation, molecular function: protein kinase activity; ATP binding.